This is a messenger RNA of Cervus elaphus (red deer), 1009 nucleotides long. RefSeq names its product glycine cleavage system H protein, mitochondrial-like. Gene Ontology annotation, cellular component: mitochondrion; glycine cleavage complex; cytoplasm. The record is from RefSeq and is a predicted model, not a curated record. Lineage: Eukaryota; Metazoa; Chordata; Mammalia; Artiodactyla; Cervidae. Gene Ontology annotation, biological process: glycine decarboxylation via glycine cleavage system; protein lipoylation. The transcript has a single exon. The coding region runs from base 1 to 522 and encodes 173 amino acids.
AUGGCGCUGCAAGCGGUGCGGAGCGUGCGGGCCGCGGUCGGCAGCCUGCGCGCCAUCUCUGCACCCAGCGAGCCCUGCUCGCCGCGGCCCUGGGGACUGCGGGCGGGUGCCGUCCGGGCGCUGCGCACCGGCCCUGCUCUGCUGUCGGUGCGGAAAUUCACAGAAAAACACGAAUGGGUAACAACAGAAAAUGGUGUUGGAACAGUGGGAAUCAGCAAUUUUGCACAGGAAGCGUUGGGAGAUGUUGUGUACUGUAGUCUGCCUGAAGUUGGGACAAAGUUGAACAAACAAGAGGAGUUUGGUGCUUUGGAAAGUGUGAAAGCUGCUAGUGAACUCUAUUCCCCUCUGUCAGGAGAAGUAACUGAAAUUAAUACAGCUCUAGCAGAAAAUCCAGGACUUGUCAACAAGUCUUGUUAUGAAGAUGGUUGGCUGAUCAAGAUGACAUUCAGUAACCCUUCAGAACUAGAUGAACUAAUGAGUGAAGCAGCAUAUGAAAAAUACAUAAAAUCUAUUGAGGAAUGAAAAUGGAACCCCUAAAUAAACUACUUUGAAACAACUUAAUCUAGCAUAGUUGUCUUAAAUUAGUGGUGGAUAGAUAUUUAAAAAGCAACUUAUAGCAAAAGAAACUACUUGUAACAAUGUUUCCUGAAGAAAAUACCCCUUAACUUUCUAAUGCCUUCAGAUAAACACUGUGUAUCUUUUCCACAGCAUCCUGUGAUUUUUAGGCUAGGCUCCAGUUAUAAUAUUCAGAAUUCCUGAAAUUAUCUCUGAUAAAACUAAUUAUAAAAAUUAUGUAAUUCAACGAUAACAUGGUUAUCUUAUACCUUAUAUGACAUUGUAACUUGCUUACAGCUAUCCUUGGAUUUGGGUCAAAAUGAUCUUCCCACUAGAAAUAACUGCCAGUGGAGAAAAGUUUGUUAGUUGUAUAGUGUCCAGUGAAGAAUAUUACUGUCUUAAUUUUGCAAUAUACUGUGUUUGCUGGUGCUAUUUUUAUACAGUGAAGCAACAG